Molecule: messenger RNA, 2207 nt
Organism: Bactrocera oleae (olive fruit fly)
Lineage: Eukaryota; Metazoa; Arthropoda; Insecta; Diptera; Tephritidae
Source: RefSeq, a predicted model, not a curated record
AUGACUUGUAACUUUACUAACUAUGCCUCGAACGUUGGUAUGCUCGAGAAUUUGCAAUUAGAGGAUGCAGUCGAUAGCGAGGCAUAUUCACGAACGAAUAAUGAUGCAAUAGCGAGCGUCAGCAAUGAGAUAUCUUCGACCGCUGUUACGCCCGCCCCACAUAUUACAACCAGCAUUAACGGUAUGACAAAAUCCACGUACUCGCACUCGAACAAUAACAAUCAUACCAGAAUUACAGCAAACCGAGCAGAGCAAGAAGAGUGCACCGAAUCGGCGCACUCACCAAUGGAGGCCGAUCAAAAUGUCGAGAUGCCCAGCACCACGUACAAAUCACCCUGCUGCCUAACGUUUCCUUUGCCGUCGGUGCAAAUGCAGUCUUUGGCACCGACGCUAUCCAUUACAACGCCACUUCCCACAGCAGCAGCGGCGGCCGCCAGUAAUGAUUUGAGCAGAGAGCACUGGUAUGCACACGCCCAUGUACACGCCCAUUCGCACCCGCAUCCGCAUCCACAUCAUCAUCACCACCAUCACCACCAUCAUCACCAUCAGCAAUUGAGCGAAGAUUUGGUGAUGUAUACACCGCCAGUCGUCUCGGCCACCACAUCCGUUGCGGCAACUGCAUCAGCGUCGGCAAGUCCGACAUCGAUUGGUAAAUUUGGACUCGAUAGCUCCACCGAUGGUUACCUUAGUGCCCGCGUACAUGCUACGACAACAUCGGCGUCAGGCAACGCUAAAGGAGCACGUCAUGAAAGAACAUCCUCAACGGCUUUUUUCGAUAUUCCCGCUGUGACACAUCCUUAUUGUUACAGAUUCCCAUCAUCACCACCCGCGGGGAUUCUUAAAAAGAACGACCAAGAACCAACACUGGCAUUUUGUAGCAAUCCAACUACAGCUGCAACAACGAACAUGAUUCCAAUGAGUCACCACUACCACAGCACUAAGGAGGAGCAUCCCGACUCAACUACCACACAUCUGAGUGGUCAAUCUCAUCAGCAGCUGUCACAUCAUCCGUCUCAUAUGCAUAUACAGCCGCACCCACAUGCGCAUCCCGCUGCACAACAUUCACUACCGACACAUGCACACACCCACACAUCCAGUCACCCACAUGUACACUCUAGCAUGUUGCAUCAACCACAUACUGGCCACUUAUCCACACACGCAUCGGCUUUCAAAUUCGGCCAUGGAUCCAUCCUAUCCACCAGUGCGGCAACCAUGUAUCAUCAACACCCCUACAGUACAACAAACGGUAGCUCAUAUGGACUACGUAGUAACGGUUCCCUAUCGCCAACAGCAUCGUUAACUUUACCAUCAACGAGUUCAACGGAUGUCGAUCUCAAAUACGAGAGUCCCUACAAUUCGACUAUAUCAUCAACCUACGCGCUACGACCAGUCACAGUAGACUCGACAACUGUCUCAUCAACUGAUGGAGACAUUAAAUACGAUGGACUUUACAAUAAUUCCAUUUCGACGAGCCAAACAGUGUCACAGCGACGCGGCUCAUUGCAAUUAUGGCAAUUUCUGGUGGCUUUACUAGAUGAGCCCACCACGAGCUCAAGCUGUAUUGCCUGGACCGGACGCGGCAUGGAGUUUAAACUAAUUGAACCGGAAGAGGUGGCGCGUCGUUGGGGCUUACAAAAGAAUCGGCCCGCCAUGAAUUACGACAAACUGUCGCGCAGUCUGCGCUACUACUAUGAGAAAGGCAUUAUGCAGAAGGUAAAUGGCGAACGUUAUGUCUAUCGAUUUGUAUGCGAUCCAGAAGCUCUUUUUAAUAUGGCUUACGGACAUUUGGCGAGCGCGACUAACGGCACACCGCCCUCAACGAAAAGUGAACACCACACACAUAUCCUAUCUACAGCGGCAGCAGCGGCGGCCGCAGCAGCAGCUGUAACAUUAACGGCUUCAAAAAAUAUGACGGAACAAAUUGGCAACGGCAAUUUAUUGGGCAGGAAUGACUUAUCGAUCAAUGUGGAUCACACAAUGGAACACAGUCAUGGCGAAAGGGAAAGGAACCUUGUGACACAGCUGAGCGCCGCUAGUGUUAGAACCAAUAGUGAUAGUAUUUUCUAUAGCAGUCCAAUUCAUAAAUACUAAAAAAUAUAAAAAUUCAAACAACAAUAAUAUAAAAAGAAUAUGUACUUUGUAUAUGUGUAUGUAUUUUAGGAGAUUGUGUGGGAUGAUUAUGACUAGCAAUGAAUAAAAAGAGUAUU